CCGGAGUUCGCAUAUGAAUGGCCGCUGCCAUGCCGGUGGCAGUCGGAGCUCGUUCUCUCCGUGGGUUGCUUAGUUCUCGGUCUCUUGGGGUAUUCUUCACGAGCGUCCGGGGAAACAAAAAGCCUGCCUUCGAUUUCAUACCCACCAAUUUUACUACUUUGAAGGAGCGGUUAGAGGUUGAAGCAUCAAAGAAAUAUGAUCCCCAAGUUGACUAUUUGGUUGACAUCAGUCUACCUCCAGAAGAAAAGAAGCCCUCCAGGAAGGCAGCAUUGACAGUGAAGGGGCAUGACUCACAAGAACUUGUGAGGAAGCUGAAGAACACAAAAGUUGAUAUCCCCUUGGAGGAAGUUGAGAGAGACUGGAAAUCAUCUGGGUGGUCACAGCAAGUCAGAGAGGUUGCAACUCACUAUGAUGUAUUCCAGCAUUUGUUUGGAGAUGCAUACUUCUACCCAAGGGUCCCACUUCACAUCCGCUAUGAUUAUGAUGAAGAAUUCUAUACCCCGGUGCACUUUGGAAAUGCUAUCAAGCCAAAAGAAGCAUGUUCAGUGCCACAUGUCAGGUAUGAAGUUGAGCCUGGUUCUCUAUGGACACUGGUGCUAACAACCCCUGAUGGCCACUUCAGAGACCCUCAGGCAGAAUACCUCCACUGGUUUGUAGGAAAUAUACCUGGAGACCAGAUUGAGAAAGGGGAGAUUAUUUGUCCAUACCUUCAACCAUUUCCAGCCAGAGGUCUUGGUUUUCUCAGGUAUGUCUUCAUUCUGUACAAGCAAGAAUCAAGGUUGGACUAUGCUGCCAUCAAGAGACCUGAUCCAUGUUCUCAACUGGAGGAGAGGACAUUCAAAACCUUGGACUUCUAUCAGGAGAGACAAGAUCUCAUCACUCCAGCUGGGUUGGCUUUCUUCCAAGCUGAUUGGGAUCCAUCCCUCACUGAUUUCUUCCACCAACAACUUGGGAUGAAGGAACCAGUUUUCGAGUAUGACUUUCCUCCCCCAAGAAUGAGGCAUCAGGAAUGGUUCCCACACCAACAGCCCUUCAACUCAUACUUGGAUCGUUAUCGUGAUCGAAGAGACAUCAACAAAGACAUUUUCCUCACGAGAAUGAAGAGAGUGCAUCCAUUUAAGGAAGAAGAACCAGGCCUUCGCUAUCCACUUGCUCAGAAGGUGGAUUCCAAAUUACCCAGCUGGCUUAAAAUGGAGCAGCGAAAAAUGAAGCUCAAGGUUGCCAAGUUGCCACUUUUGAAAACCAUGGCUGUUUUAUUCAGUCUUAGGCCAGAUAAAUCUCUCCUUGACCCCAAGUUUGACAGUUACAAACUGUCUUUGGAGAGCUUGCCCACCUAUGAGGCAGAAGUGAAGAAU
Messenger RNA from Darwinula stevensoni, 1355 nucleotides. The record is from the annotation of a GenBank genome assembly. NCBI's taxonomy places the organism in Eukaryota, Metazoa, Arthropoda, Ostracoda, Podocopida, Darwinulidae.